GGGGUCGGGGCGGUGGCGCCUGCGGGGCGGGACGCCCUCCCUCCGUCCCUUCCCUCUUUCCCUCGGACCAUUCUUCCUCCCUGUGUUCCCUCCUUCCUUCCCUCACAGCGCGGAGGUCGGGGCGGGAGGCGGUGCGGAGCGGACUGGUGCGGCGCGGCGCGGCGCGGCUCGCUGCGGAGGGCUUUCUACUUUCCUGAAUCCAGCAGAGGACCAAAGCCAGCAAGAAGAGAGAGGGUGGAAGAAAGCACUUGAAGUGGACUGAACAUUUGCACUGGUGCUGUGAACUGCUUUAGUGGUGGAAGGUCACUCAAAUGGAUACAAGAGCUCCUUAUCUAAACAAGUGCUGUCUAGCAUCCCUGAAGUCAGUUGAAUGGCUUGCUCACUGGCUUACUUCAGCAAAAAGUCAGAAGUGAACGGGCUGAGCCAGAAAGAUGCGUGAGUACACGGAAAAGAAGGAAACAUGUGGGACCAUCUGUCUCAAGUACCUGCUCUUCAUCUUCAACUUCUUUUUCUGGCUGGCUGGCGGGGCUGUGAUGGCAGUGGGCACCUGGACCCUAGCUGAGAAGAGCGACUAUAUCAGCCUGCUCUCCUCCAGCACGUAUUCAGCAACUGCUUAUAUUCUGGUGGUGGCUGGGGUUGUUGUCAUGGUUACUGGCAUCCUUGGUUGCUGUGCCACCUUCAAAGAGCGUCGGAACUUGCUAAGAGUGUACUUCAUAUUGUUGCUGUGUAUCUUUCUUCUGGAGAUCAUUGCUGGAAUCCUGGCCUAUAUCUACUACCAGCAGCUGAGCAUGGAGCUGAAGCAAAACUUGAAGAACACCAUGACCCAGAAGUACCGGCAGGAGGGAGAAGAGAGUGUUACCAGCGCAGUAGACAAACUGCAGCAGGAGUUCAAGUGCUGUGGGAGCAACAACUAUACAGACUGGGCUGACAGCCAGUGGAUCAAAUCUCCAGAGGCCAGUGGACGGAAAGUCCCAGACAGCUGCUGUAAGACGAUAACUGACCUGUGUGGCCGAAGAGACCAUCCUUCCAACAUCUACAAGGAGAGCGGUUGCAUUACCAAGCUGGAAAACUUCAUUCAAGAGCAUCUGAAAAUUAUUGGGGCAGUGGGGAUCAGCAUUGCUUGCGUGCAGAUCUUUGGGAUGAUUUUCACCUGCUGCUUGUACAAGAGUUUGAAGCCAGAACCAUAUUAAUAGCUGUGGGAACUGUUGCUCUUCCUCUGCUACUUCCCUUAGCACCUACCAACCUGACCACUCUCCACCACCACCACAGAAGUGUCUGUAACCUGAGGACUUGGCUCCAUAAUUAAAUGCCUCUUGAACCACGUACCGCCUUACCUGCCCCCCUGGGGGAAAGUCACCCUUCAUGUUGUGUACAAGGCAGCCAGGAGUUCAGCAGGUCCUCUUCAUUGUCAAGAAACAAAAGAGCUGUGGAUCUUCUGCUAGAAGCUUUAGCAAAACAGUCCCUUGAUAUAACUAUGAAGCAAAAUUUAUCCAGUACCAUUUCUCUUGAGGCUUUUCCUGAGCCAACAUGAAGGUAUCAGGAUGCUAUACAAGAACCAUGGUUUGCUCUCUGAGAAGUGCCUUGGCAGCACCAGGCAUUGACUGUGAAGACAGAUGACGUUUCUGCGCUGAGCUGGAGCCAGAGCUGAGUCUCUCAUACAUGGAAGAUUUCUCUCUCUCCUCCGAAGUGUGCACCAAUGUCCUAACACAGCUGUUUUCCACUUGAGAGGGUGCCUGCCUGGUUGCUUGGGGCAGGAGCUACUCUCCCUGCUGAUCAGGAGCACAACUUGGUGCAGCUGAAAUCUUGUCGUGACUCUGAUGUUGCCAAUACGUGGGUGCCUUAGCAUUUCUCAGCCAUCCUUCCUCCUCUUCCUUGAAGCUUCUCCCAACACAGUGCCAUUAGGAGCCACAAGAGGCAUUUUGCCUCCCAGCAAUCUGGAGCAAAGACGAUAGACUACUUUCUAAUUCUUUUGGGUCUAGUCUGUUUUAUUGAGUGGCUUCCACUGUGAGUGAGAAAACUUUGUUUCUUCCUGCCUAUCCCCUGCUGAGAUUUGGUGAAGACCUGGUCUGUUUGUGGAGGUGGCAUAUCUCGCUAGCCUUUGGCCCAUUUGGUUAGUGGAAAUACGUUCUCACAUCUCUUACAUGUUGAGAGAUGCCCUUGGCUUGAUUUUUCUAAUUAAAACCUCCAGGCUUGUCUCUCUUGGGCAGGAAGUGUAUAUAUUCAAAUCUUUUAUCAGCCUCCAAAGAGCUCAUUAAUCAGGUGAGGGUUUUCUGGCUUUAAUGAGAUCUGGAAGCCCACUUUAUUGCUGAGAAGGUCAGGAGAGUCAGCUUCAACCAAUUGCCCCAGUGUACUUGGUAAAUUGGUAGUGCUGGCUUAACUGUUUGCUGCAGAGGAAUAGGUUUUCAUUAAAUAUUCUCUCUGCCUUGGGAUCCUGGAUACAUACAGGGCAUAGACAUCACCGCUGCCACAGACUUAGUGUUGUCAUGGUGCCAGCAGGGUCUUGGCCUGAAUUCAUAGGGUCUUGUGUGCCUUUUGUCUUGUUCUCACUUUGAUGGUAUGCCUGUUAACACCCAUGAAGCAGAGCGGGCUGUGGGGUUUUGGUGUUCCUGAGCAAUGAAGACAAGCCUUUUUAUAAACAAAUUUAUUCCCUCUCCUGGCCUUUUAGUGGUGCCGGCUGAGCCCUGUCCCUUGGCAGCAGACAGUUAAUGCGAGCAAAAUCACCCAGACCCCUAAAGGGUCUUGCAGCAUCAUGGGUUUUUUUUUAGUUUGCAGAGCAGAAGUCUUGUGCUAAAGGUGACAAGUUAAAAUUCAGAGCAGGUCAAUCUGAAACUCUCCCAUCGACAUCAGCUCCGUGAAAUAAUCCUUAACUAAUGCAGAAAGAGAGAUGGAGGAACUGAGGUGUAUCCUUAGUUCCACAGCAGUAGGAAAGAGGGGAAAGAAAUCUAAAUUAAAUGAUCUAAGGGAGAAACCUCUAAAUUAUUUCUUGUUUUAUAAUCAAGUACCUGACAAGUAUUGACUGGUAACUAAGAGGAAAAUAUUGAGCAUGUUGCUUGAAUCAAUAUUUCUAGUUUCUUAAGUAUAUCUUCAUAGCUGCCUUUGCCCAUUCCCUUCACAUACAUUGUACAGGGUUGGGAGAGGCCAGGAAGAGUAAGAUACGGUUUGUGUCCAUUGAGUUGUUUUUUACUUCUUCUCUAUGUAAUAAUAUUCAUUGCGGUUUUUUUCUUUUUUAACCCAGUUUAAGUUGCUGGCCAAUAGAAAAAUAAAGCUUAAGAUUCUGUA
Molecule: messenger RNA, 3279 nt
Organism: Phalacrocorax carbo (great cormorant)
Lineage: Eukaryota; Metazoa; Chordata; Aves; Suliformes; Phalacrocoracidae
Source: RefSeq, a predicted model, not a curated record